GCCUAGGAAAACUAAUUAACCAAAAUUAACUUUCCAUUAUUAGUUAAUUCCUUGUCUAUAAAUGCCUUCUCCUCGUCUCCUCAAGUCACUCCCCAUCCCCCUUCGUCACCACCAAAGAGAGAGAAGGUCAAGCAGAAGAAGGCAGGGAAAGGAAAGAUGGUCGAAGGACACAGCCGCCAUGUUGCCUUCUUCCUAAUGGCGGCCAUGGGUUUUCUCUCCACCUCGGCGGCGCACCACAAGACCCACAUCGUCGGAGGAAGCUACGGGUGGCGCAUCCCCAACACCACCACCUUCUACCAGGAUUGGGCCGACGCCAGAGACUUCGCAGUGGGCGACAAAAUCGUGUUCCUGUUCACGACGAUGGUGCAAAAUGUGGUGGAGCUGUCGUCGGCGGAGGACUUCGCGGCGUGUACGACCAACAACGUGAUCGACAUCCACUUCAAGGGCCCGACGAUCCUGGAGCUGACGGCCGCCGGGCAGGAGUACUAUUUGUGCAACGUGGGGUUGCACUGCGAGAAGGGCCAGAAGCUGAGCAUCAACGUCUCCUCCACGCCGCACCCAGACGUCCGUCUCGCUUAGUACACAACCAAGCCCCGGCGCCUGCGCCUAUUCCAGCCUCUGCCGCUGUUGUGAGGGCGGAGCACGGCGGCGUCUUCGCCUUCGUCGCCUCUUCCCUGUGCCUCUGCUUGAUCCUUCCUUUCUUGGUAUAAAUUGAAAUUGCCUAUAAUGUGAGGGGGAAAUUGCAUGUUAAUUUCUGGGGAUUGUUAUUAAAUUA
Messenger RNA from Zingiber officinale, 775 nucleotides. Its product is annotated as cucumber peeling cupredoxin-like. Gene Ontology annotation, cellular component: plasma membrane. Lineage: Eukaryota; Viridiplantae; Streptophyta; Magnoliopsida; Zingiberales; Zingiberaceae. The transcript is spliced from 2 exons. Gene Ontology annotation, molecular function: electron transfer activity. The record is from RefSeq and is a predicted model, not a curated record. The coding region runs from base 157 to 579 and encodes 140 amino acids.